AUGUCUACGGGAAAGGCAGUCAUAUGCGGAGCGGGUUUCCUAGGUGCAUGCUAUGCGCGCAUAUACGUUCUGUUUCCUGACAACCCACAAGGUACCCAUAUUGCACGCGCUGUCUCUGCAACUCGCCCAGUCCAGGGUAUCUCGAGGUCCGCAGACAAGCUUGACGCGACUCUGCGCCCACUCAUCUUGACGGACAAACUGCUUCCGUCCAGAGCAGCCGACAUCAGAAAGAUUGACACGCUCAGACCCAUCUUCAAGGAUGCCAGUGUUGUCGUGUCCCUGGUUGGUAUCCUCAACGAGACGUGGGAGCAGUUCGAAGAGAUCCAUGUACAGGGUGCAUGCAAUGUCGCGCAAGUCGCGCACGACGUCGGCGCAAAGCUUAUCCACAUCAGCGCCAUUGGCGCCGAUGAGAAUAGCCCUAUCCUCUACGCCAAGUCGAAGGGGUUGGGCGAGCGCGCCGUCCUCAGAGUCUGUCCCGACGCGACCAUCAUACGACCGAGCUUGGUCUUUGGUCCUGAAGAUUCAUUCUUCAAUCGCUUCGCCACUCUAUCCAAGUACCUCCCCUUCCUUCCUGCAUUCGGGGGUGGAACAGCCAGAUUUCAGCCUGUGUAUGUGGACGACAUUGCCAAGGCAAUCGAGAUCAUCUCCAGGCGCAAUCGCGGCAUGGACACUCGUGUGGCAGGAAAGAUCUUCGAGGCGGGUGGACCAGAAAUCUUUACCUGGCGGGAAAUUAUGGAGCUUGUCCUCAAGUAUAGUGGCCGAACGCGCCCUGUCAUUAGUCUGCCAUUCGCUUUGGGCAAGAUGCAGGGUGCGGUGCUCGAGCAACUGCCAGAGAACCUCUUUACGGUCACUAGAGAUCAGGUAGAGACGCUCAGGUACGACAACAUCGUCAAAGAUACAUCGACAUGCCCAGCGUCGUCUUUCUCGGACCUGCUGGCCACGCAAAGGCACAAGCUGACGAGCGUCCAUGAGGUAGUGCCGAAGUACCUUGGGCAAUAUCAGUGA
Messenger RNA from Schizophyllum commune H4-8, 1005 nucleotides. RefSeq names its product putative nucleoside-diphosphate-sugar epimerase. The transcript has 4 exons. Gene Ontology annotation, molecular function: protein-containing complex binding. Gene Ontology annotation, cellular component: mitochondrion. Bases 1 to 1005 code for a protein of 334 amino acids. Lineage: Eukaryota; Fungi; Basidiomycota; Agaricomycetes; Agaricales; Schizophyllaceae. The record is from RefSeq and is a predicted model, not a curated record.